This is a messenger RNA of Phyllotreta striolata, 3467 nucleotides long. The record is from the annotation of a GenBank genome assembly. Lineage: Eukaryota; Metazoa; Arthropoda; Insecta; Coleoptera; Chrysomelidae.
UUCACAAACAAUUUAGGAAUGCAAGAAUUCCAGCAAUUACCUAAUAUUAUAUUCACGUUCUAGUCAACUAUAGCAUUAGACAUGUCUCUCAAACAUAAAUAUUCAUAAUACUUAUAUUUGGAAUUGUUGCUGAACCAAACCUAGUACCCACUUCAAAUUUCAUUUAAUGAACCUCCAACAACCUCCAAUACUAUCGCCUUGUAUUACCGUACGCAGCGAGCAAUCCCCUUCGAAACUCUCCGUUCUUGUUUCUCCCUCCCGGCCGCCGAAUCGGCUACGAAGGAUGGAUACGUAGAACGUUGGAUGCGAAGAAGUAGCCGAAGGGUCGCCUUCAUGCAUGCGUUCGUUCGUCGAAGAACGCGAAGUGCUCCUCAGGGCCGCGAUGGCGUCCUACACGUCUCGAAGAGGACGAAUUUCUCCGUCUGCGAAGACGGGCUCCGAGAGCAUUUCGAUUUGGGCGCUCGCGCGGCGCUCGUUUCCAUUUUACCGCUACGCGAUGGCGACGCCGGGAAAAUGGAACGCGAUUCCGAGAGAUUGCGAAUAAAAUGGGAUGUAUCGGCAGCAAAGCAGACAUCAACGAUCGCCAUCCGAACAUAUUCCAAGUAACCAACGUAAACGACCAAGGCAGACGAAUCAAGUCGGGCAAGCUUCAAGUCACCAAUACGGACCUGGUGUUCCAUCAGCGCGGCCGGAAACCCACCAAAUGGCCGCUGCGAUCGCUCAGGAAGUACGGAUUCGACAUGGACAUCUUCAGUUUCGAGUGCGGAAGGCGCUCUCCCACCGGACACGGAAUAUAUGCAUUCAAAUGCAGAAAAGCCGAGGCAUUGUUCAACGUCGUACAACAACGUAUAACAGGAAACAUAACAGACGAAGCGAACGGUGAAUUUGCAACAGGCAACGGUCAAGUCCAUAUAUCCAGAAGGCCUAAUUCAGCAGCUCUGUUUCAUGCACAAACCGACGGUUACCUCAAUCCUGUAUCAUUAUCAUCGACCUCUAGGACUGCCGCAGAAUCUAAACGUCCGGACUCGGUGAGCAGCAACGAACCGCUAAGUCCUAAUUUAUCGUCGCCCCCCGUGGUGGAUCUUCUUUGCAACGAACAGAACAGAAUCGGUUCUACGUCAGAUGCUACAUACACAAACAGCUCGGCGAUGGAAAAUACGUUUAGUUUACCUCAGUACGUUAAUUUAGGAGCUGGCGAGGUGGCUGUAGAUCCGAUGAGUACAUCACAUGUGUAUAUGAACGUUGACGUUCCUACAUACAUGAAGAAAGAUUCGGAAGACGAUCAUUGUUACGCUAAUGUCGAUUCCGAGCGAUUAGAAGGCCUCAGAACCGCAUCGGAUAUGAUACAGGCUCAACCACCUCUAACGCCUGCCGCUCCAUAUCCUUUUUCCAAUGAUCGAUUUGUUGUCGAUCGUGUGAAUUACGCAGAACUAGAUUUAAACCAAAGUGGUAAAGCGACUUUAGAGUUUCAAGCAGAACCCUCGGAGUCUAGCAAUGCCAAAGAGAAAUAUGUGACUAUCGAUUUUCAAAAGACGACGGCACUGUCGCUGUCGAAGAAUCCAUCGAUGGCGAUAGAAGAGGGCUCAAGGAAAACGAGACACAAUUCGGCGAUUGAUUAUCGUAGUUCGAUUAGCGAUUGAUUCGAUUAAUCGAUAGAUGAGGGAAAGUCUUUCAACGAAAAAAAGAAGCAACAAUUUAUUGAAACGGAAUCGAAAAUUUUUUAUGAAUAGUAGUGAUAUACCUUACAAUGGAAGAGUUGUAGUAUAACGAGUCAAAAUUUAUAGCGUUUGGUUAUUAUACAGGGUGUUAUACAGGGUAACUUUAAAAUAAAUCAUUAGAUUAACUAUUGUAAACUAUCGUUUAAUGCUCUUGGUACAGACAUAACGUAUACCAAAUUUAGUUGUUUUAAGUUUGAAUUUUACAGGUGUAUUAAUUUUUUUGUAUUUGUAACUUCACUUUGAAGGCCUAUAACUCAGGAAUGUAGCUUUGCAAAAAGUUAAGUUGGGUUAAGCAACGUAUUUUGGGCUUCCCUACACACCUCUAUUCUGUGUCGGUUUUUAUGCGGGACACCCUGUAUAUUGGCAGCUAUAAUGAAUUUAUUGAUAAUCCUCAAUUACUUAUCAAAUAAAUAUUAAAAUUUAUAACUCGAUUAAAUAGCUAUUUGUUAUCAAUCUUUCAGCUUGUGAGAUAAUCUGAGGUACCUACUUGAAGGUAAAAAACAACUACAUAAUCUCAUAUGAGGACUUUUUCUUAUAAAUUUUGACAUAUGUUAUACAAUCGAACUUUUUCGAUAGGUAAUAAAUAAACUUUUGAAAAUUGCACAACCCCGUCCGUGUAUAGGCAGUUUGUAAAAAGCAUAGUACGCAUUCGAAAAUGCCAAAAUGAUUUUUUUCGGAGUUUAUCCGAAUUAACUCAAUAUUUUUUCACAUAGUUUUUAUGUAAAUGAUAAUCUGUGUAUUUUUUCCUAUUCAUUUGCUAAAGACCUUUUGCGCUGUUUAAUUGUGUCUUCUUUUUUUAAUUUAGAAUACUUAUAUUUAAGUUUAAUUCCAAAUUCAUAUUUAAACUUCUAACGCAUUAUGUUACAAUCCAUUGAAACACUACAUUAUUUUAUUAUUAUUAUUCACGUUUUCAUUAUUUUUUAAAGUCUCGUUUGCGAGAAGUAUUGAAGAUUUAAAGUGACGGCGUCGAUGUAAAUUGAAAAUUUUCCAAAUUUAGGUUGAAAAAACUUGUGUUAAGUCCAAACGAUAUUGUUCAAGAGUUAAUAUUCUCGAUCUUUUUUCUCUACGUGCCAUGAUUAUUGUGUUUUUAUGUAGGUUACAGGAUGUUGUAUAAGUAAAACGAAAACCGGCUGAUGUACAUAUAUCUUUAAUGUAUUAGCAAAUAGAUGUCUGCAAUAAAUUGCAGGAAAAAAAUCCCUAUAACUGCGCGAAAAAAUGUCCUAUAAUUAUGUAACUUCCUGGUCUAAAUUUUAAUAAUGAAUUUAUAAAUUGUAAUUUAGUCGGAUUUUGUUUUAUAAGCAAUCCAGUACCUUCAUUAUAAAAACCUAUAUUAUUGUUCUAGUCUUCCAUACCAAUGUUCAUGUUAUGCCUAAAUAGCUACAUGUUAAGCAUGCAUACAGAAUAGUUUACUGUAUCCAUAUAAAUAUGACUGUCAAUCAUUCUAUAUGUAUUUUUUAUGGUUAAGUUUAAUAUUAGAUCGUUUAGAUUUUAUUACUGUAUUUUAUUCGUGACUCUUCUCUGGCUUAUAAUGUAUUUUUAAAAUAUUUUUUAUAGUUGUGCUUCAUGGCCAAAUAAAGAGAUUAUUAUUAAUUAUAGGUAAGCUACAUUUUAGAGUUGGUUUUUAUUAAUUAGAAAAAUAACCGUACCAAAAGAUUGAUAUAUCGGAUAAUUUAGUGAUUUAUUAUUAUUUUUUUAUAGAGUUUAGAGGCUUGGAAUUUUGUACAAAUGUAAUUAAACCAAAAAAAUGAC